This is a messenger RNA of Gracilinanus agilis (Agile Gracile Mouse Opossum), 960 nucleotides long. RefSeq names its product olfactory receptor 10Q1-like. The transcript has a single exon. Gene Ontology annotation, molecular function: olfactory receptor activity; G protein-coupled receptor activity. Bases 1 to 960 code for a protein of 319 amino acids. Gene Ontology annotation, cellular component: membrane. Lineage: Eukaryota; Metazoa; Chordata; Mammalia; Didelphimorphia; Didelphidae. Gene Ontology annotation, biological process: G protein-coupled receptor signaling pathway. The record is from RefSeq and is a predicted model, not a curated record.
AUGUCUUCUCUUGGUACUCCUUUCAACCAUUCUGGCGCCACUGAAUUUAUAUUCCGAAUGUUCACUUCAUCCCCCAAGAUCCAAGCACUCCUCUUUUCUUUAUUCCUCUUUCUCUAUGUGAUGAUUCUCUGUGGGAACACUGCCAUUAUCUGGGCUGUAUGCACUCAUACCUACCUUCAUACUCCCAUGUACUUCUUCCUGUCUAAUCUGUCCUUUCUAGAGAUAUGUUAUACCAGUACAUUGGUACCACUCUUGCUCGCCAACAUCAUUGGGGCCAGGAAGCCCAUUUCACUGGCUGGUUGUGCAACCCAAAUGUUCUUUUUUGUCACCCUUGGAAGCACUGAUUGUUUCCUAUUGACUGUCAUGGCAUAUGACCGCUAUGUGGCCAUCUGCCAUCCUUUGCACUACACCCUCAUCAUGACCCAACAGCUGUGUACUAAUAUGGUAGCUGGUUCCCUGAGCCUGGCUCUCUUCCUUGCCUUGCCACUCACAUCAUUGGUCUUUACUCUGCCCUUCUGUGGAAACUUCCAGGAAAUCAACCAUUUCUUCUGUGAUGUACCACCUUUACUCCAUCUGGCCUGUGCAGACACUCAUGUGCCACAGGCUGUCCUCUAUGUGGUGAGCAUUCUUGUUUUAACUAUCCCUUUCCUACUCAUCUGCAUCUCCUACAUCUUCAUCACUACCACCAUCUUGCACAUCCCCUCAGCUGAAGGGCGCCAGAGGGCCUUCUCCACCUGCUCUUCACAUCUCACUGUGGUCCUGCUACAAUAUGGCUGUGGCAGCCUGGUCUACUUCCGGCCCCCUUCCAGCACCCCUGCAGAUGAGGGUCGGCAGCUUGCCUUAGUCUACACCUUCGUCACACCCCUCCUCAACCCUCUCAUUUAUACCUUAAGGAACAAGGAUGUCAAAAAUGCUCUGAAAAAAGCCAUGAGCAAAAAGGCAGCCUCAGAGAGUCUAUGA